This is a messenger RNA of Caenorhabditis bovis, 1329 nucleotides long. The record is from the annotation of a GenBank genome assembly. Lineage: Eukaryota; Metazoa; Nematoda; Chromadorea; Rhabditida; Rhabditidae.
AUGUACUCGGUUAACGAAUGCCCCAACAACGAUAAAGUUUGGGAACCGAUUGAUAACGACGAACUGGAUAAUUUGAAGGAAUUGAAGACCAAAUAUCGCGAUGUUCUCGAGUAUUUGCAAAAUCAUACCGGUUGGAAUACGACGCACGAUCUCGGAAAAGCUGCCGAUGUCACUGACAAUCUGUUCCAGUUCGAUUUUUACAACGAAUCUUAUCCCGAAUGGAUUGCUAAUCCAAAAUUGGCUAAUUAUACUGGGGAAACACUCAAGGCGGCAAUCAUGGAAUUCGCGGAAAUCCAUCCCAGGUCAUGUGCCUAUGCUUCGCCUUGCCGAUCGCUCAUGGCUGGAUAUUGGCUGAAUGAUAUAAUCGACAAGUUAAAUGAUGCAAAAGAUCAGAAGAACAAGCUGAAAGUUGUCGGAUAUUCGUCGCACACCGAAAUCACACUUUCGGUGAUGAAAUUGUUGGGAAUCGUGAAGGAUGAGGUCACGACGUCCGCUGGAUUCGUGAUCGAGUUCAAAUUGAAUCAAGGCCCAGCUAUUCGGAUUCUGAAUCACGAUCCGAAUCCGAUUGACACUCACGUCAUCUACAAUGCAACUCUUGAAGAGGAUUUGAAGAAAUUGCAACGAAAUGAUGGAUUCAUUCCUCUUGCUGAUUACCUUGAACAUAUCAAACCUAACGCAUUUUCCGACUGGCGUGCUCAAUGCGAUGCUCCAACAUGCUCCCGCUCGGCGUCGACUCGUUUUUUAACGCUCAGUUCUUUAAUUCUCCUCAUUGCCAUCAUUCAUGGUAAAAUCCACCAAAGAAAAGCAAUGCGCGGAUUUUUGAUCGUUUCAUUGGUUUUUCUCGGCGUUGCCGCGCACGAGCUUCUCCCGAAAAAAUCGGUGAAAAUCGACAAGAACACGGUUCUCGUGUUGUUCGGAACACGACACGGCAACCGGCAUCCGGAAGAGUUCCUCGAGGAGAAUCCGCGAAGCUGGGGAUACGAGGGGAACACCGAAUUGACAUCGUUCGGCAAGAGCCAGGGACUCGGUUUGGGCAAAGAAUUGCGAAGCUUCAUCGGCGAUCUCGUCUCUCGCAACUACAACUCGAGUCAAGUCAAAUACUACUCGAGCUCAGCCAACAGAUGUCAAAUGACGCUUCAGACCGUCACUGCUGCUCUCCACGAUCCAGAGCAAUGGGGAGAUUGGAACAAGAAGUGGUACGAUCAUUGGUCUCCAGUCCCAUACACCAUCGAUGAUCCACUCCUCAGAAUGUACGCCGUUAAAGAAUGCAAAGGAAGCGAUAAAGUUUGGAAGCCGAUCAGCACUGACACACUUCCAACCCUCAAAUAG